UAAAUAAUAAAAGGAAAUCGUAGCAACUAGUCAGUGACCAGUUCAUCUGACAGCUUGAGUGAAUUAACUGGAACAUUUGAGAGAGAUAUUAAUAUACAUCAAGUGGAGUUUGGAGACCAAGUCGUCCCACAUUUUGGAUUCUGCGUGUUUCGGAAGGACACGUGUUCAGGAACUGAUCUGUUCGACCAGGAAGUCAAGCUAACAUUAGCCAGCUGGCAACCAUGGCUGUUUGGAGGAAACUGUGGUGCAGAAACAUCCUGGCAGUGUCCCUGCUUUUCUUCAUCCUGCUCCACACCAUGGAUGUGCAUGCAAGGCCAGCCAACAUGUCAACCGCUAAAGAUAAGGCUCCAGCCAGCAAGGACGACAACGAGAUUCUCCCCCCAGACCACCUGAAUGGGAUGAAGAUGGAGAUGGACGGCCACCUCAAUAAGGACUUCCAUCAGGAGGUGUUCCUGGGUAAAGAGAUUGAGGAGUUUGAGGAGGACUCCGAGCCAAGGAGGAACAGGAAGAAGCUGAUUGAAAUCUUCACCAAAGUUGAUUUUAACAAGGACAGGAGUGUCAGCGCCAAGGAGAUGCAGACCUGGAUUAUGGAGAAGACGGAGGAGCACUUUCAGGAGGCCAUGGUCGAGAACAAGAACAGUUUCCGUGCUGUUGACCCCGACAAUGACGGUCACGUGACAUGGGAUGAAUACAGAGUCAAAUAUUUGGCCAGCAAAGGUUUCAAUGAAAAAGACAUUGCUGACAAAAUAAAGAAUAAUGAAGAUCUGAAACUGGAUGAGGAAACUCAGGAGGUUCUGGAAAGCCUGAAGGACCGCUGGUUUCAGGCCGACAACCCUCCGGCUGACCAGCUGCUGAAUGAGCAGGAGUUCCUGUCUUUCCUUCAUCCUGAGCACAGCAGGGGAAUGCUCAAAUACAUGGUCAAGGAGAUUGUGCGCGACUUAGACCAGGAUGGUGAUAAGAAAUUGACGCUGUCAGAGUUCAUCUCUCUACCUGUGGGCACCGUGGAGAACCAGCAGGCUCAGGACAUCGAUGAUGACUGGGUUCGAGAGAGGAAGAAGGAGUUUGAAGACGUCAUCGAUUCAGACCGCGAUGGCAUCGUAACCAUGGAGGAGCUGGAGGAGUACAUGGACCCAAUGAAUGAGCACAACGCUUUGAACGAGGCCAAGCAGAUGAUUGCCGUCGCAGAUGAAAACCAGAAUCAUAAUCUGGAGCUGGACGAGAUUCUCAAGUACAGCGAAUACUUCACAGGCAGCAAGCUCAUGGAUUACGCCAGAAAUGUUCACGAGGAGUUCUGAGGACACACUUUCCCUCUCAGUCCUCUCAGCAAAGCAGGGCGACAUCCUAUAUCUGCUUCAGGGACAAGCUAGAUGGGGGGGGGGAACUAAUGAUGGGAUGUUCUAGUGUGCAAUUCUGUGUUUAAAAGCCUCAACGGCCUCCUUCACUGCUGACUCCAAUUAAUACAUUCUUCCUUUAGCCCUGAACUGUCUGCCAGCCAUCAAAGUUAACAUGGUCUGCCUUCUGUGUGCCGUUGGAGUCUUUUACAUGUUGGGCUGUUCUCAAAAUGUAUUUGUGUGAAUUUGUGAAAUGUGUGUAUAUGAGGAAUUUCAACCCUGACCAGAUUUUGUCGUCCCUGGUACAGUGGUGGGAGAAACUGUGCAGCUAGGCGAUAUCAUAAUUUGUUCUGCAGGAUCUGUCUUUUUAGCGAGCGUUUCUGUAUACAGUGUAAAUAUUAAUUGUCUCAUACCAAUGCCUCUGGCAAGAGAGAAAAGCUGAGAAAAUAAAUAUAUUGCUGCUACGAAGAAAAACCCUUUAUAGAGAUAUAAUUAUAUGGUGAUGAACACCAGAAUUUGCCCAAAUUCAAAGGUGAUCUGUGUACAAUCCUACUAGUUUCUGUUGUAGAUGGUAUCCGUCCUACUUAAAACAGGGUAAAAAAAAGAAGCAUAACUUAUUAAAAACUGCCUUGAUAACGGACAGUGAUCCUUCUUAGCACAAACUUUCAUUACCAAUUUAUUGUCACUGUAUUAUAUGAGAACAAUGUGCCUUUUUUCCCCUGCAGACAUUUUGACCUAUUGAAGGAAACACACAGGUGUCAACAUAAUUGGAUUCACCUUUUGUGUCGGGUCAAAUUGUCUCCUAAUUGUAAAGGCUUAUUGUUUUGAUCUUGACUAAAAGCAAUCUAAUUCAUGCUCUUGUUAAGGAUGUGUAAACAGAGGAAUUUAUUUAUUUGAACAGUAUAAUUUGGAUCAGCUGCAUCUUUUAACAUCUCUUGUUUUUGCUUAGUUGCUGUAAGAGGGUGGUCUUUGUGUGAUAGCUCACUCUUCAUCAUGUUUACCUGUAAACUAAAUCUGGAAUGCUUUUGGUUUACCCUUACAUUUUCACUUGUUUGCAAAUGCAUGGACAAACAAUGGCAUUACAUUCCCUUAAAUUUGUAGACUGUUUAAAUCCUGCUACAGGAUUGGAUUGUAAGAUAAGAUUUAUUAUAACAAUGUGACACAGCUUUAUAAAAUGUAUUGCAGAUGUACCGGUAAUAAAUAUUUCUUACCAAUUAAAUAGCA
Molecule: messenger RNA, 2555 nt
Organism: Anoplopoma fimbria (sablefish)
Lineage: Eukaryota; Metazoa; Chordata; Actinopteri; Perciformes; Anoplopomatidae
Gene: sdf4
Product: stromal cell derived factor 4
Exons: 7
Coding region: 222-1295 (357 amino acids)
Biological process (GO): calcium-ion regulated exocytosis
Cellular component (GO): endoplasmic reticulum
Molecular function (GO): calcium ion binding
Source: RefSeq, a predicted model, not a curated record